Cariama cristata (Red-legged seriema) is the source of this 2438-nucleotide messenger RNA. It is a transcript of the gene SLC7A2, whose product is annotated as solute carrier family 7 (cationic amino acid transporter, y+ system), member 2. Lineage: Eukaryota; Metazoa; Chordata; Aves; Cariamiformes; Cariamidae. The coding region runs from base 83 to 2053 and encodes 656 amino acids. Gene Ontology annotation, cellular component: plasma membrane. The record is from RefSeq and is a predicted model, not a curated record. Gene Ontology annotation, biological process: transmembrane transport; amino acid transport. Gene Ontology annotation, molecular function: amino acid transmembrane transporter activity. The transcript has 12 exons.
GACGGCAGAAGUUCAGGACUGGCCAAGAGGAGCAGAAGUUUGCACUGCAGAAGUUGCUCUGAAUCAGAGCUCUACUUCCACCAUGUUGCCCUGUGGACCAGCUUUGUCCUUUGUUCGGUGCCUGGUGCGGAAGAAGAACGUCAGUGGUGAAAGUCUGGAGGACUCCAAGUUGUGCCGAUGCUUAUCGACAGUGGACCUUAUAGCCCUGGGAGUAGGGAGUACCCUUGGUGCUGGUGUUUAUGUCCUUGCUGGAGAAGUAGCCAAAUCUGAUUCUGGACCUAGCAUCGUUGUUUCUUUCCUCAUUGCUGCUCUGGCAUCUGUGAUGGCAGGUCUCUGCUACGCUGAGUUUGGCGCUCGUGUUCCCAAGACUGGUUCUGCGUACUUGUAUACUUACGUAACUGUCGGUGAACUGUGGGCUUUUAUCACUGGUUGGAAUCUCAUUUUAUCCUAUAUUAUAGGUACAUCAAGUGUAGCAAGAGCCUGGAGUGGCACUUUUGAUGAACUUCUUGGAAAACAGAUUGGUCAUUUCUUCAGAACCUACUUCAAAAUUAAUUACUCUGGACUAGCAGAGUAUCCUGACUUCUUUGCUGUAUUCCUUAUAUUACUUUUAUCAGGUCUUUUAUCUUUUGGAGUAAAAGAAUCUGCGUGGGUGAAUAAAAUUUUCACGGCUAUUAACAUCUUGGUCCUACUCUUCGUUAUGAUUUCUGGUUUUGUGAAAGGAGAUGCUGACAACUGGAAAAUAAGUGAAGACUAUCUCAUAAACCUUACCGCAGUAACAGAGAAUUGCUCAUCCUAUGAGAAUGUGACAAGUAUAUAUGGGAGUGGUGGCUUUAUGCCAUAUGGUUUCACAGGAACAUUGGCUGGGGGUGCCACCUGUUUUUAUGCUUUUGUAGGAUUUGACUGCAUUGCAACAACUGGAGAAGAGGUCAAGAAUCCUCAGAAAGCCAUACCCAUAGGAAUUGUGGUGUCCCUGCUUGUCUGCUUCAUGGCCUAUUUUGGGGUUUCAGCUGCACUGACACUUAUGAUGCCAUACUAUCUACUAGAUGAGAAAAGUCCUCUGCCAGUAGCUUUUGAAUAUGUUGGAUGGGGUCCUGCAAAAUAUGUUGUAGCAGUGGGAUCCCUCUGUGCUCUGUCCACAAGUCUUCUUGGAUCCAUUUUCCCAAUGCCACGUGUAAUCUAUGCUAUGGCGAAGGAUGGGUUGCUUUUCAAAUGUCUAGCUCAAAUCAGUUCCAAAACGAAGACCCCACUAGUUGCUACUCUAUCGUCUGGUGCAGUAGCAGCUAUAAUGGCAUUUCUGUUUGACCUAAAGGCUUUAGUGGACAUGAUGUCUAUUGGUACACUUCUUGCUUAUUCACUUGUAGCAACCUGUGUCCUCAUUCUUAGGUACCAACCCAGUUUAACCUAUGAGCAAGCAAAGUAUUCUCCAGAAAAAGCAGCUUUGGCUGCAUCUGAAAGGGAAUCUGCAGUAAGUGAAUCACAGAUAAAUAUGAUACAAGAGAAUCACUUCAGUCUUCAGGCCCUGAUUAAUCCAUCCAGUUUACCCACUCAGCAGACUGCAACUACUGUUAACUUUUUAGUGGGUCUCUUAGCUUGCUUGGUUUGUGGCUUGAGUGUCCUCACUACAUAUGGGAUUCAUUUCAUUGCUAACUGGGAGCCCUGGAGUAUUGGCCUUCUUGCUGUGUUGGUGGCGUCCUUCAUAGUUACCAUUCUCCUCAUCCAAAGGCAGCCUCAGAACCAGCAGAAAGUGGCCUUUAUGGUUCCACUAUUGCCAUUUUUGCCAUCAUUCAGUAUCUUGGUAAAUAUUUACUUGAUGGUACAAUUAAGCAGAGACACUUGGAUCAGAUUUAGCUUCUGGAUGGCACUCGGCUUCCUCAUUUACUUUGCUUACGGCAUCAGACACAGUCUUGAAGGUCAUCGUAGCGAUGGAGAUGACGAUUCUUGUUCAGAAAAUAGCAGGUUGCAAGAAAAGAACCCUGUGGAAGAAGUGGAUGAACCUGAAAAUGCAAAUGAAAGUGAUCAAUUUCUUGCACAUGAGAGGACAAGUGAAUGUUAAUCUAUGCAAACACACAAGUCUUUUAAACCUUUAAUUGACAUUUUACUUGCAGACUGAAAUUUCAAAAGCUUUCUGCCAACAUUGUGCCUCUUCAAAGUGUUUACUACAAGGCCUGGCUGAUAUUUUGGACAAGCUGCUAAUCCAUCUUCACCAUUUCAGAACUGACAGCAUGGAGAUUAAUAUUUAAUUUAAAAAACAAACAAGAGAAGUCCCCUUUGGCAGGCAGAAAUUUGGUUGCAUUGUUUGUUGGACUGCAUUUUUGUUGUCACAAAAUAUGAAGAAUUUUAGAACUGCCUACAAGAAGUUCUGAAUAUUUGACACUGCAUUGUGAACACAAGUGCCUUUCAUACCUUCUCCUUAUCUCUGUUAAUGUGUUUCGGUCACA